This is a messenger RNA of Miscanthus lutarioriparius, 582 nucleotides long. Lineage: Eukaryota; Viridiplantae; Streptophyta; Magnoliopsida; Poales; Poaceae. The record is from the annotation of a GenBank genome assembly.
AUGGAUCCGGCCCGCCGCAUCGCGUUCCCCAGCGUCGCUCUGCCCGAGCACGACCACGACGGCGGCGGCAUCGCGUUCCCCCACCCGGCGUACCGCGCGCUCUACGACCUCCCGACGUCGCCCGAGAUGCUCUUCGAGGACGAGGCGCGCCGGAAGGGCCUCACCUGGGGCGAGCACCUCACCCUGUGCACGGGCGUCGGUUACCUCACGGGCGCCGCGGCGGGCGCCGUCCCGGGGCUCCGCCGCGCGGCCGUCGAGGCGGAGCGCGGGGAGCCGCUCAAGCUGCGCGCCAACCGCGUCCUCAACAGCUGCGGCUCCGCGGGCCGCGCCUACGGCAACCGGCUCGGCGUGAUCGCGAUGCUCUUCUCCGCCACCAAGUCUGGCGUCAGCGGGUGCAGGUCUGGCGCGGACGACUGGAUCAACGCCGCGGUAGCCGGGGUCGGCACCGGUGCGCUCUAUCGCAUGCCGGGCGGGCCGCGGUCUGCCAUCGUCGGCGGCAUUGUCGGGGGUCUCCUGGCAGCGGCCGCCGUUGUUGCAGGGAGGCCCGUGCUUGGGAAAUUCGCGCCAAAUCUUGGCAUCUGA